Heterobilharzia americana is the source of this 804-nucleotide messenger RNA. The record is from the annotation of a GenBank genome assembly. NCBI's taxonomy places the organism in Eukaryota, Metazoa, Platyhelminthes, Trematoda, Strigeidida, Schistosomatidae.
AUGGAUUUGGUUAUUCUACCGGGAUUUUCUCAGUCUACUAUAACUUCAUCUAUACACAGUCUAUAUCCUUAUCAACAUGAUCUUAAUGAUAAAUUGAACAAAUAUGCUUCUCGAUUAAAUUCAAGAAUAUUAGAAACGCUUACAUUGAAGAUUAAACAAUUAGAUAAGAAAAUUGACUUGAAUUUAAAGGAUACAUAUAUAUUCUAUGAAAAUCAAUUUAUAGAAGAACAACGUAUUCUUAGACAACAUGAAGAAGAGCAAGAAUAUCAUAGAUUUAAUUUAUCAGGUAAACAAUUGACUACUGAAGAAAAAGAAGAACAUGAAAGACAAGAAGAGAUUUUAAUGGAAAAUAAAAGAUUAGCUGAAACAUUUGAUGAACAUGUUAAUAUACGGAAAAAAUUAAGAGCUGAAGAAAUAUUAGCUAAAUAUAAAAUUGAUCCAUUGAAAACAGAAGACAAAGAUUUAGUUUCUCUGCCUGAAGUCGAUGAGGUUGAACAAGUCAUGGACACUAUCAACUCAGAUGAGUUUGAAGUAGUCGAACUGUCGGAACAGGAGGAAGAACCAGAAGAAGAAGAUUUACACGGAGAAACUACAACAUACUGCAGCGUACAUUCAAGAAUUCUACCAGUACAUGAUUUAAUCCGUGAAAGCGUAGGCCUAGAAAGAAAUUCAAAGAUUACACAUGCAUUUGUUUGGUCAUAUUUUGAGUUAUUAAGAAAAAUGAGAACAAAACUUCUGUCACCAGUUCACUCAAGUCAAGAAGGUGAGGACAGAACAAACUCAUCGUUUAAUAUAACAGUUUAA